Molecule: messenger RNA, 4170 nt
Organism: Papaver somniferum (opium poppy)
Lineage: Eukaryota; Viridiplantae; Streptophyta; Magnoliopsida; Ranunculales; Papaveraceae
Product: putative wall-associated receptor kinase-like 16
Exons: 5
Coding region: 1731-4088 (785 amino acids)
Biological process (GO): protein phosphorylation; cell surface receptor signaling pathway
Cellular component (GO): plasma membrane
Molecular function (GO): ATP binding; calcium ion binding; polysaccharide binding
Source: RefSeq, a predicted model, not a curated record
UUUCUCAACAGAUUUCAGAGCUUAUGUUUUGAUUAAUUUAACUCAGAACAUGCUCAUUGAAGAUUGUUUUCCAUACAUUGGUAGCAAGAGACAAGCUUACCUUGGAAAACUGUGAAAUGCUUGUGGUUUUGGGUAUCCAGAAUUGAGAAUAAAACAUAGAUUGGCAUGAAAGAGAAACAAAGUGGUGGUGAUAAGAAAUAAUGCAGUCUGUCUGGAGAUAGAUUUAACAAAUUAUAAGCAAACGAAACAAGUUUCUAUGAUUUUGGCAGGUGGAUUUGAGGGAAUACAAAAUUGAUAAAAGCUUAGCAAGAGAGGUUUUGCCUUCUUCGGUUAAUACAGGACUCUUGGUCUGACUGUUGUUGAGGUAUAUGCAUCUAUGUAUUUCACUUACUUUCAUUAAUGUCAAUUGCAGUGAUUCUGAGUGACAUUCCUCUUGAUUGUUAGUCUGUUGGGAGUUAAGAAUUUUUUGUGCCUUGCCAUUGAUAUUUUUAAUCAAUGAAAUCCUCUGGUGCUAUUCAGAGAUUAGGUAGUCAUUUUGUUUGUCCACUCUUUUAACAGAGGUUUAUGCGUGGAACUUAGAUAGAUUAAAAGACAGUUUUAACUCCGUCUCAUAUUCAAACAUCUCAUAGACGCAUAUUCAUAUUAGGGUACAUAUGCUGAUUGUAUUUGAUAAAUUACAUAAAACUCUAGCUUUCUUCUUAUAAGUCGACACAAAGUUGUUCAGGGAAUGCAGUAGAUAACAAAGUUUCUAUAUGCCAUUUAAAUAUAGCCAACAAUCAAAAAGGGACUGGAUGAUAACUCCAUGAUUGUUUGGAUCGUUGAACAUUAAGUUCCAAGCAGCAGGCUCAUACCGCGUGAAAUUCCACUAGUAUAAACUGUGAGAAGAGAGUAAGUAAUAUUGGCCAGAACUGCAUUUCAUAAUAGGUUCAUACCUCUUUUCUGGCGGAGAGGAGCCAAUUCCUAUGUCGUGGCAAUAGGCCUUCUGUUUAACCCAAUAAAGAGCCACUCUUGGGUGUAGAUAUUUACCUGCUACAGCAUAUAUACCUUUGGCCUGUAUGGUUGUGUGAAUGAACAAUUUCUGCAGGAUAAUUUUGCACUUCAGCUACUUUUUUUUUUGUAUCAUAUUUUCAUGUUUUGAUUGUUUGAUGUAUGAUAAUGCUUCAGUGGCCCACUGAAGAGCCAGCAUGACACCAAGUGAGAUCACGACCAGCAGAUGUUGUGUGCAGAUGUUGUGUGCCAGACACGCCUCAUCUAAUUGGAAUAUUUAAAAAUGCCACCCUUUAGUUGGUCCUUGCAGCAUUUCAAUUAGUAUUUUAAUUGCUUUCCUGAAUUCUUAGUCAUUGCUUUCUCUUUCAGGUUUUUUUUUAAUUCUAAUCAAUGACCAAGUCUUUCUUGAUAAAGUCCAGUAAUAAAUAAUAUUAAAAUCAAUUGCUGGCAUCAUGCAUAUAUAACCUGGCAGCAAAAGUCAUCAUUGAUCAGGUCUUUCCGUUGAUACUUCAUUGUUAAGCAUUUCAUUCGUGGACUUCCAUCACUUUCUGCAAUAGUUGGUAUCCAGUAGUUAAGUUUUGUGAAAACUUAUAGACAUAGUAAAACAAUAAAAAUGUGGAAAAUUAAGGCAUUUGAAAUGUUUAUUUGACAGUGGGUCUUACCAUUUAACAAGUGAGAUCUUCAACAAUUCUCUACUUCUUCCUAUCCAUUUAAGGUUUGGAGUUGACCAACUAAUUGUUAUUAUGGAGCAAAUGCCUUCAUUAUUAUCUGUGCGCAGUCUGCUGCUUCUUUUAUUUGUACUUUUAAUGGUUUUCUGUGCAACUAGUAAAGCACUAGCACUGGUAUCAUUAGAAGCAGGUGUAUCAGCAAUAAGAAAGGUACAAGCAGCAUCAGCACCAACAAGAAUGAUAAAUAAUAGUACCAGUACUGCUAGCAUAGCGAAGCCAGGUUGCAGAGAUAGGUGUGGGAAUGUAAGUAUACCAUAUCCAUUCGGAAUGGAUAGCGGUAAUUGUUAUCUCAGCACUGGUUUUAAGAUAUAUUGCGAUUCCUCUUACAAUCCUCCAGUUGCUUUUCUGAUGUCAGGGCAUGCUGAUCGUCUCUAUGAAAUCUUAGAGCUCACCCAAGAUUAUGUUCGUAUUAAUAUAUUGGCACCUGCCAUAUGUGACCUUGAUAAUACUACUAGUAUCACCUCAAAGUUGGUUGAUCCUUUGACUAACUCAACAGCACCAAACUUCUUUGGAACACCCUUCACCAUUUCCAAUACUCUCAAUAAGUUUACAGUCCUUGGUUGCAAUAUCUUCGGUGUCAUCUCACCACUACAGGUUAGUAUAUUCGGUGAUGGAUCAAAUUUCACAAGCAUAGGGUGUGCAACCCGUUGUGUAUUCAAUGAGUCCAUAGAUAUCCCAUCUCCUUGUCUAGGUAAUGGUUGUUGUAAGGUAUCAAUUCCUGAUAGACUUUCAAAUUUCAUUAUAAGGAUAGAGAAAAUAAGCUCUGGUGCUAAAGUUAUAAAUCCCUUUUUCUCGAGGGGUCCAUGCGUCCAUGCUUUUCUUGUUGAGCAGGAGUAUAAGGUCGAUGAUAUAAUUUUGGCUGAGGACGACACGUCUGUACCUGUGAUCUUAGACUGGGCGAUAACAGAUGGCUUUCUUACAUGUCAGCAAGCUCAAUCAAAUCUCAGUCAGUAUGCUUGUGGCAGAAAUACUGAUUGCCUUGAGUCUUACAAUAGUCCGGGUUAUCGCUGCAAGUGUUUAAAAGGCUAUGGAGGAAAUCCUUACCUUCCUGGUGGAUGUCAAGAUAUUGAUGAAUGCGAAGAACUAAACAAGUGCGGUAAAGGGGUUAAUUGCUUGAAUACACCAGGCAGCUAUAACUGUGUUUGUUCACCUGGUAAACUAUUGGUAACCAAUGAACUGGGACUCCAGUGUAUGCCUAACAAACGAAACCUUCUGAUCGUUAUGGGUGUACCAUUGGGUAUUGGUGUAAGCGUAAUUGUUUUAGUUUUGCUUGGAAUAAGCUAUUGGUUAUACAAUGGAUUUCAGAAGAGAAAGCAAGAUAAAUUGAAGCAGAACCAUUUUGCGAGAAAUGGUGGGUUGUUGUUAAAGCAAAAGGUCCACUCAAGUGAUGGUAGAGUUGAAAAGGCAGCAAAAAUCUUUGAAACUGAAGAGCUAGAGAAGGCGACAAAUAACUUCAACCCAAGUAGAAUCAUUGGCAAAGGUGGCCAUGGUACUGUUUAUAAAGGCAUGUUACCGGGUGGUGAAAUAGUAGCCAUUAAGAAAUCUAGACUAGUGGAUGAAACUCAAGUUGAUCAGUUCAUCAAUGAAGUCGUUAUUCUCUCACAAAUCAACCACAGACACAUUGUGAAAUUAUUAGGUUGCUGUUUGGAAACUCAGGUUCCCUUGUUGGUUUAUGAGUUUAUAUCUAACGGAACACUGGCAUACCAUCUUCGUGUAGAGGAGGGAGAUAAUGCAUCACUUUCAUGGAAGGAUCGCGUAAGGAUUGCAUCUGAGAUAGCUGGAGCACUUGCAUACUUACACUUGGAUGCUUCUGCGCCAAUCUUUCACAGGGACAUAAAAUCUGACAACAUACUCUUGGAUGAGAACUACAAGGCAAAAGUCUCAGACUUUGGAAUUUCUAGAUCGAUACCUGUAGAUAAAACCCACUUAACCACUCUCGUGAAAGGGACCUUUGGUUACUUAGACCCUGAAUACUUCCAUUCAAGCCAAUUCACUGACAAAAGUGAUGUCUACAGCUUUGGAAUGGUUCUUGCGGAGCUCUUAACGGGAGAAAGGGCAAUUUCUCAAAUCAGACACGAAGAAGAGGAGAGUUUGGCAUUUUAUCUUAUAAAUUCAAUGAAAGAAAGUCGCUUGUUUGGGAUAUUAGAUUCCAGAGUUCGUAAUGAAGCCGUCGAAGAUGAUGUUAUGGUUGUUGCAGAACUAGCAAAACGAUGCUUGAAAUAUGUUGGAAAGAAAAGGCCAGACAUGAAAGAAGUGGCUCUUUCUUUGAGCUGGCUGCAUGAGAAACUUUCAAGAGAUGGAAUAUUGAAGCUGCAAGAGACAGAAGCCAAUUCAGACAAUGGUUCAGUACUGAUUUACCCCUUCUUGGAUUGAUAAAUAUUUUAUACACCUCUGCUUGCUUGUCCUUAACAUUAUUACACUGUAUUUCAUUCCAAUAAACUGAUGCAUUUAUACA